Molecule: messenger RNA, 1217 nt
Organism: Arabidopsis arenosa
Lineage: Eukaryota; Viridiplantae; Streptophyta; Magnoliopsida; Brassicales; Brassicaceae
Source: the annotation of a GenBank genome assembly
UCGUCACCUUCAUUCUCUCUCUCUCAAGAUCUUGCUCCGGUCAUGAAGUCAUCGGAAUUCCAAUACCACGAGGAAUACAUAAGAAAUUCUCGAGGGGUAGAGUUGUUCGCAUGUAGAUGGAUCCCAUCAUCUUCGUCUUCUCCCAAAGCUCUGGUUUUCCUCUGCCAUGGUUAUGGAAUGGAGUGUAGCGACUCCAUGAAAGAAUGCGGAAUCAGGCUGGCUUCAGCCGGAUACGCGGUUUUUGGUAUGGACUAUGAAGGUCAUGGAAGGUCCAUGGGAUCUCGUUGCUACAUCAAGAAGUUUGCUAAUGUUGUGAACGAUUGUUAUGACUACUACACAUCUAUUUGUGCGCAAGAGGAGUACAUGGACAAAGGCAGAUUCUUGUAUGGAGAAUCCAUGGGAGGUGCAGUCACUUUAUUGCUUCACAAAAAAGAUCCUUUGUUUUGGAACGGCGCCAUUCUAGUUGCUCCUAUGUGUAAGAUAUCUGAGAAGGUGAAGCCACACCCCGUAGUGAUUAAUCUGUUAACUAGAGUCGAAGAAAUCAUACCGAAAUGGAAAAUAGUUCCAACAAAAGACGUGAUUGACGCUGCUUUCAAGGACCUCGUCAAGCGAGAAGAGGUAAGGAACAACAAACUGAUAUAUCAAGACAAGCCUAGGCUCAAAACAGCACUUGAGAUGCUCAGGACAAGCAUGAACCUCGAAGACACUCUCCACGAGAUAACAAUGCCAUUCUUUGUAUUACACGGAGAAGCAGAUACAGUGACGGAUCCAGAGAUAAGCAAAGCUCUGUACGAGAAAGCUAGCACAAAGGACAAGACUCUCAAGUUGUAUCCUGGGAUGUGGCACGCUCUGACGUCAGGUGAGCCUGACUGUAAUGUGGACCUUGUUUUUGCUGACAUCAUCAAUUGGCUUGAGCUUCGAACCGCUGACCCAGCCUCUCUCACUGUCACUCCUAUACGAGUUGGUAACACUACGACCGUCGAGAGGGUUACUACUGUUAGUAACGGUCAAAGGAGGUCUAAACGUCCCUUCUUCAAUCUCCUUUGUGGUUUGAACCGUGGCCGUUUGGUUCCACGAUCCUCUGUGUAAUAAAAUUUUAUGAAGGCAACAGAAACAAUUUAUGGAAAAGAGAGUUAUGAUUUCGUGUGGAUUAUUAAAAGAUUUGUCAGCUUGUUGAUAAGGCCCGUUGUUGUGUUUAAUAUAAAACAUUGGAAAAC